AUGGUAUAUGGAGGAAGACCGAGCACAGGUUGCUAUCUUUGCCUUAAAAGAAAAGUGCGGUGCGAUGAGGCAUUGCCAGAGUGCCGGAAUUGCGUCGUCUACGGACGGCCAUGUCCGGGUUAUCGGCCCGAUACCAUUUUCAGGGACGAGACGCAGAAAGUGCAACGAAUGGUGAAGAAAAACCAGCUUGACAAGUCGUCUUCUGCCGGCUCAGGCAAGACCCGAGCAACAACGCCGCGUACAGUUGAAGUCCCAGAACAGAAGUCUUCUCCUGUAUUGGUUCGUCAGAUCGCCGACUCGAGCUGGGAAGAGCGGGCGAUUUGCUUCUUCUUCGACCAGUACACGUGCUCGAAUGAGACGGGCGAGUGUAUCAGCCACCUGGGGUUCUUGCCGUCGCUGUACGCCCUGUGCCGGGAUCUUGGGGAGAAGGAAUGCUCCGCAUCGUCGUCGUCGCUGCGGCUGGCGGUGGACGCGACGGCUCUUGUCACGCUUAGCAAUGAGAUCAGGGAGCCCUCGUUGAUUGUCAAGGCGCGGUAUCUGUACGGUAUGGCUCUGCAGCGCCUGCAGCAGGCGCUGGCAUCGCGGACGCAAGCUGUCCGGGAUGAGACAUUUGCGUCGGUGGUCCUGCUUUCCAUAUUCGAAGAUAUUACUGGGGAGCGCAAUGGACUCGCGAGCUCGCAUACGGUGGGAUUGGAGCUUCUGAUGAAACUGAGGGGCGUGAGUCAGUUUGGCCACGCGCAGGGUCGGGAUCUGUUCAACUUUGCCUAUGCGCAUACGCAUACCGAGUUCUUGGCCUUGGGCGACAAGCCUCGGUUCAAGACUGAUUGGAUUGCUGGACUCUUGAACAGUUCGGAUCCCGUACACCGGCUGAUGCUCGUCGUAUGGAAAGUUAGCCAGAUAUUCCUCGAGAGUUCGUCCUUGCAGGCCUCGGCCGGAGCGGAAGAUGUGGGCAGGCUCGUCUCGUGCAUGGAAAACGCCAGAUCGGUGGAUUUGGAGCUAGCAGCGUGGAGUCAGAGUCUGCCCGAUAUCUGGCUCCCCCUCAUCGUCUACGCGCAGACACACGAGUCUUUGAUGACCUAUCAGCAGAUCUCGAUCGCAGCGGUGUGGAACUACUACCGUGCUGUUCGCAUCAUCCUGCUCAAAGUCAUGCUCGGGCUCCGCGACACCCUUGCAUCAGCCGUUGGCGAACGCGGAGCCUAUUGCGAGCUUCUUCAAGAGGAACCGAUAAUUCUGGAGUCGAUUCAGGAAAUGAUCACGGAUGUCUGCCGGAGCAUCCCCUUUGCCUUUGGCCUUGUGGAUGCGAUGGGCAAUCCGCUCCCGACAUCUUCGGAGGGCAAGCUACACAUUCGUGCUUUCCAGGGGUACAGUAUGGUAUGGCCCUUGUGGUAUAUCUCGUCAUGUGGUCUAGCAACGCCAGAACAGAGCCACCAGGUCCGAACUGUUCUGGCCCGGGUAGGGUCUACUCUGGGGAUCAAACUGGCGUUGAUACUAGCUGGGGAAAGGGAGGCCGGCUAUAUAGCCCCUACCGCCCUAGGCGACUGUAUCGUCCGUGAAGAGACUGUGGUGUAA
This is a messenger RNA of Aspergillus thermomutatus, 1569 nucleotides long. RefSeq names its product putative C6 transcription factor. Lineage: Eukaryota; Fungi; Ascomycota; Eurotiomycetes; Eurotiales; Aspergillaceae. Gene Ontology annotation, molecular function: DNA-binding transcription factor activity, RNA polymerase II-specific; zinc ion binding. Gene Ontology annotation, biological process: regulation of DNA-templated transcription. The coding region runs from base 1 to 1569 and encodes 522 amino acids. The record is from RefSeq and is a predicted model, not a curated record. The transcript has 3 exons.